Molecule: messenger RNA, 1290 nt
Organism: Bemisia tabaci
Lineage: Eukaryota; Metazoa; Arthropoda; Insecta; Hemiptera; Aleyrodidae
Source: RefSeq, a predicted model, not a curated record
UUACUUGUUGAAAUGGUCUUAGGUCCUCGAUUUUGUACUUGCAUACAUGCUCGUUAACGGGUGCUCCGCACUGGCCUGUAGCUGAGUAAUUGUAAACAUUGUUCUGACUAAAUAAAGUGAUAGUGAACAAUUUCAGGAAUUGCAGUCACUGAAAAUUUUACGUGAAAGUUUCACCAGAGGAUCUACCUGUGAUACUAGGAUGAAGAUCCUCGGUGUAUUCAUCGCUUUAUUCUCAGAGGGAUUUCUACUCGUUGGUUCCAAAUACUUUCUGGAAUUUUCCCUCCCUGGAACAGAUGGAAAAAUGAAAUCUCGCCUCUAUGAAUGCAGAAACAACGGAGUCCAAGCGGGCAUAGUUCAGUGCAAGAGAGUAGACUGGCUGAUCCACAAGAAAUGGAUCUACUAUCACGCGAAUUUCUACCAAUCACACCGGGCACUGGAAAAAAUCCCAAAGAUCCAAUUUUCAGACUUACAAACAGGUGCUUUUUUGCCACAGGGUGGCUAUUUAGGGUUCGUUGCCUCACCUUCAAAGCCCAUAGACGGCCCUGACAUUGGGGCUGCGGAAGAUGAGGUGCUCAAACUAAUCACGCGACGUGUCCAGUCGUGGCUUGCAAUCGUCCCCCCUCAAUGGCGAAACAACUUGUUGCACUACCUGGCCACGCCUGACAUGAAGUAUCUCUUUUCGAGUAGCGACCUCACGGCCCGCUAUUUCGGAUCUUACCUCGACACUAUAGCAUCAAUCUUACAUCAACAUGGAGAAAAAGUAGCUAAAAAAGAAGAUGCAGCGACUGCAACGCCGUCAGGCGACGUUGCGGGUCUCUCGUCUUUCAUUGCCAAGGACGCGGAGAAGGAACUGCGUAGGGUGAUACCAGUGUUGUCGACCAAGAUGGUGGACCCGUGCAUCCUUACGACGAUGCCGGAUAUAAUGGCGACCGCCGGCAUGGACGUAGAUUCCCUGUGCAAAGCCACUUGCAAGUACCAGCAACUCAUCUCGCAACUCUACCGGAAGCGCUCGUCGCGGAUGUGCCGGAACCUGGGCGAGGGCGGAUAUUGCGACCAGACGACUUGCAGGUGCAACCAGUACUACAGGAUUUGGGUGCCCGGCUUUGGACGCAAGCGGGUCCCUCAUCGAGUGCCCAUGAUUUAUUGCAACAGUAUGUUUCGCCUCCGCUUCGAGGAAUCGCCGCCCUCUGCCACGUAAAACAAUGCAAUGGCAACUUUGGCGGAUCCACACUGGAAAAAAAAACACAUUGAAUCUACAUAUAGAGUCCAGACUCUUAAAAACAUCGACAA